Molecule: messenger RNA, 420 nt
Organism: Purpureocillium takamizusanense
Lineage: Eukaryota; Fungi; Ascomycota; Sordariomycetes; Hypocreales; Ophiocordycipitaceae
Exons: 3
Coding region: 1-420 (139 amino acids)
Source: RefSeq, a predicted model, not a curated record
AUGGCAGACUUUCCAGAGCGCGACAUGGAGAAAAUCGCCAAGGGAUGGUCCAUUGCCAUGCUCUACUCCAAGGAGCGAUUGAAGCGGGUGCACGAUUGGGAGGGCGAGGAGCUGGAGCAGGCGAUCCGCGAAGGGCGGCUCGUUCUCGAGACGGUGUGUCUGUUUAUCCACGCCUGCGUCAAGCGUGGGCAAUACAAGCUGCCGUUCGAGUUUUGGCGGGUGCUGCACGCCGAGUAUGGCAUCGUCGUCUAUCCGUCGGCUCUGACGGAAGACAUUGAGGUGCAGGGGCUGGGAACGGACGUUACGUUUACGGAAGCGUACUACGGUCAUAUCAUCAUGCUCGGGGGCUGCUCGGGAUCGCACCCACCGCGAUGUCCGAUGGAGUUUAUUCAGGAACCUCCUCCGGUGUACCAGAAGUGA